This is a messenger RNA of Fomitiporia mediterranea MF3/22, 1924 nucleotides long. RefSeq names its product alpha/beta-hydrolase. The record is from RefSeq and is a predicted model, not a curated record. Gene Ontology annotation, biological process: lipid metabolic process. The coding region runs from base 31 to 1557 and encodes 508 amino acids. The transcript has 13 exons. NCBI's taxonomy places the organism in Eukaryota, Fungi, Basidiomycota, Agaricomycetes, Hymenochaetales, Hymenochaetaceae.
AACAUCUCUCGUCCCAUUUCCUCCCAAUCCAUGCGCGCUCGCGAGAACGCAGCAUACCCAGGCGACUCACGUCCUUCGUUAAGGUCUUGCACGCCUAAUGGUUACCCGAACAAAUCGGGUAGACCUGUAUCGUUCAUUGCACCUGUACAUGGUGAGGCACGCUGGUACCGUCCAACACUCAAGAACAGAAUCAUGCUCUUUAUCAGUCAAUGCAUAUCUUUCAUCGUUUCUUCUGCGUUUCUUAUGACUGUCGUUACUUGGGCGAUGCUUGCCGACCUCACCGCUCACCUUCCCCGGUUCUUGCGGAGAGUCUCCCCGGUAGAGCCGGCGACGUUUCCUUGGGACGAUCCGAAGUAUCUCAAGGAAAAGUGCACAAAGGAUGUUCACUAUUAUGCACAAAACGCCGGUGAAGGGUAUGAUAUUAUUGACGAGGAAGUCGAGACUGAGGAUGGCUUUCAUUUGAGGGUACAUCGAGUGGUGAAUCCGAGGCAUAAGCCUCAACCAAAUGGCAGGGGCGGAUAUCCUGUUUUGAUCUUACACGGGCUAUUCCAGUCUUCCGGUGCAUUCAUUACAUCAGAAGAACGGUCACUCGCUUUCUGGUUAUCAGAGCAUGGUGGGUAUCAGGUAUUUCUGGGAAACACCCGUGGUGUAUUCAAUAUGGGGCACAAGAACAUAAGUAGAGGCGAUCCUCGGUUUUGGGACUGGACUAUUCGAGAACUAGCGAUGUACGACCUUCCUGCGCUAGUGGAAUACGUCUGUGAUGCAACGGGUUACGACAAGAUUGCCUUCAUCGGUCACUCUCAGGGCAACGGCACCGCGCUCCUCGCACUCAGCGAAGGCAUGCGUCCCGAACUAGGAGCAAAACUCUCAGUCGUCAUCGCACUCGCGCCUGUUGUAUAUGCUGGCCCACUUACGCAUGGCUUCCCGUUCAAUAUUCUUAGUCGGAUUGAGUGGAAACGGUGGCGUAUGUUUUUCGGUAUACUGGACUUCAUACCCUUAAUGCGCUACUCCUACGACUGGGUACCCGCUAAGGUAUUUGCCUUGUUUGGGUAUGCGAUGUUCGCGUAUUUGUUCUCAUGGACGGAUGCGAAUUGGUUAAAGCGCAGAAAAGUGAAGAUAUUUAGGUUUACGCCUACUCCUGUUAGCUCUGCUAGUAUAUUCUGGUGGUGCGGCAAAGGCGGCUUCGCCCAACUGAAAUGCACAAUGGAUGACUCCCUACCUCGAUGGUUCGACGAGAACUUCCCGCCUCUCGCGAUUUACUAUGGUGGACGAGAUUUUUUGGUUGCGACUGAGCCUUUAUUGGAGAGGAUACGUGAGAAGGAGAGGCAUGUGAGGUUGGUUAGAGUUGAGAGAUUGGAGAUGAGUGAGCAUUGUGAUUUCUACCUCGCAGCCGACGCAGUCGAAUGGUGUUUCUCCUCUUUCAUAGAAGACAUAGAGAAGACACGAACGGACGACGUAGAGAGGGGCAAUAUCAACACUGAUUUCAAUUUGAUAGAUACUGAUAACACCGAUACCACGAAUGCUGCGAGUACAAGCAACUACCGUACUUCUAUAUGAUUGGUGAUACCUUGUCGUAGACUUUCUAUUUUGUAUACCUUUUAUAAGUUUAUCUGUCCAAAUUUUUUUGUUGUUGGAUAUGUUCUACUUGACUGCUUUUCUUUGGUCUUCACCUCCCUGUCUCUGCUUCCUUUCCCUCUAGUUAUUGACUCUUCUGAUCCGUGACUUUAUGACUGAAAUUUCUGAUACCAGUUUCUGUCUAUACUUUAGCGUAUUAUACCGUAGUAUAUCAUAGUCAUGACGAUUCACGACUAUAUAUCCAUCCACCUAUCCAUCCAUCCCAUACGUACCUCCUAUGCAAUGUUGAUGUAGACGUGCAAUACAUUGUAGUAUACACGACUUGUAUUCCAUGUACUGACCUUACAAC